UUUACUGCCAUAAUUAUCCGAGAAUUCCCCAGGGUAUUUGCCAGUCCGAGAAGGAAUUAAUGAAAUAAGGAGGGCGGAGUGAGCUGCGACAGAUGUUGGGGAAGUAUUGUUGAAUGUGGAGAAAAGGAGGAAGAGGAGGAAGAGGAGGGAGACUGUCCUGACCUCAGAUGAGCAUGUGAAGCCAUGAAGGAUUUGCGAUGAUUCUUUCUCUGAAAACAUCCGCUGGACACGUUUGGAGAAUUGUUUCAGAAACAAACCAAAUCGCUACAGAAGACCUAACCCAAGAAUGGUUCCAACAUAGAUGGUUAUGAAAAUCUGCACUCCAAGUCUGAAACGGCAGGGAGUAAGAUGUUCGUGGAGUCAGUUGUCCGAUGGUGGGUUUGGAGCAUCCUGCUACGCUUUGGACUGGAAGUUUCUGCAGGAGGCUGUCCUGCACGCUGUGUAUGCCGACCUGAGGCAAGAGAAGCGAUCUGCUCUGGCAAAUAUUUGACUUCCAUACCAGAGGGUUUUUCCAACGAUGCCAGGCGUUUGGAUUUAUCCCGCAAUAGGAUUAAAACUGUUGGACGUCGUCAAUUCACUGGCCUCCCACAACUUCAAGAGUUGGACCUCAGUGAUAAUAUAAUCUCUAUGAUUGAAGUAGAGGCUUUUUUGGGCCUUAGGAAUCUUAGGACACUCCGAAUUAAAAACAACCGUCUCAAGAUCCUUCCAGUGGGAGUGUUUUCAGGCUUGUCUAAUCUGCGCUUUUUGGAUUUGAGCCAGAAUGAGAUUCUUGUUUUCCUGGACUAUACAUUCAAGGAAAUGGUCAACCUUCAAACACUGGAAGCUGGGGGAAAUGACCUUGUUUUCAUCUCCCAAAGAGCAUUCUUUGGCCUGCAGAAUCUACAAGAGCUUAACUUAGACCGCAGCAACCUGACCUCCAUUCCCACUGAGGCCUUGUCUCAACUCCAGAGCCUGGCACAGCUCCGCAUGAUGCGCCUAGCUAUUUCUUCACUUCCCAACAAUGCUUUCCGACGACUCCACCGUUUGCGAAGCCUCGUGAUCUCAAACUGGCCAACAUUGGACACAAUGGCUGCAAACAGUCUUAUCGGUCUAAAUUUGACCUCACUUGUCAUCAAUAGAUGCAACCUAAGCUCAAUUCCUUACGCAGCACUUCGUCAUCUGGUGUAUCUGCGCUUAUUAGACUUGUCCAACAACCCUAUCACUGUCAUCCAAGGUAACCUACUAGGAGAUCUCCUGAGACUCCAGGAGUUGCAUCUUGCUGGGUCAAGUCUGCUAAAAAUAGAACCAGGAGCCUUCAGAGGACUGUCCUUCUUUCGCAUGCUCAAUGUAACAUCAAAUCAGCUAACUACUUUGGAGGAGAGUGUUUUCCAUUCUGUGGGGAACCUUCAAGUGUUACGGUUGGAUGGGAAUCCCCUGGCAUGUGACUGCCGACUUCUGUGGGUGGUCCGUCGCAGGCUGCGCUUAAACUUUGAUGGACAUCAGCCCACCUGUUCUUCUCCUGAUUUGGCAAAACAUCGGGAAUUCAGAGAGUUUUCAGAAAAGGAACUCCCAAAGAUUUUCACCUGUCGCCCUGCUCGUAUCUUGGACCGCAGGCCACAGGAGGUGAGAGUUGAAGAAGGUACCACUGUUCUGUUUUUAUGCAGGGUUGAUGGAGAUCCAUUACCAGUUAUCACCUGGAUCUCAUCCCAUAAGAGUGUGAUAUCUUCUUCAGGGAGAGUCAGAGUUUUACCAAAUGGUUCUCUGGAGGUGCGUUUUGCCCAGGUUCAGGACAGUGGUGCGUAUCAGUGCCUGGCAAGCAAUGCAGCUGGCAAUGACAGCCUGACUGUGGGUUUACAUGUUAAGGGGCUCCCACGCAACAGAUCCAUUCCUUUGUUCACAGAGGAAGGCUGGGUUGAGCCUUCAACUGCCCAAGCUGCCAACUCCUCAGCUCAAAUGGCCAAGCCAUACCCCUUUGAUGCAAAGACCCUGAUAAUUGCCACUACCAUGGGCUUUUUGUCAUUCCUCAGUUCUGUUGCCAUCUGUUUCGUCUUCAUGUUUUUCUGGAGUCAAAGCAAAGGUCAGAUCAAGCACACAGCAACUAUUGACUUUGUUCCUCGGUCUUCUGUUAGCGGAGGAGGGGGGGACGGAGGUGAUGGUGGAAGGUUCACUAUGAAACUCAUUUGAAGAGAUGUAAGAUUACAAGAUGAUUCUCAAAAUGAAGUACUUCUACAAUACGGCUCACAGAAAGCAACCUGCACUAAAGUGAAGAAAGCAACCUUCAUUUGAUUAUGCCAGCCCCUAUCCGAGUUCUAGAGCUGAAAGUUACAUCAGUGGCUUCUUUUCUGUGUCAUCUGAGUAAACACAGUGCCAUGAUCAUUGAGCUGUAAAGUUGCUGGGCUUUUGCUCUGCUCACGUUUUUCAACAUAUUGUAAUUUCACUCAAAAUAUGCUUACCAAAGUGUUUUAUUUUUUCUCAUUUUAAUCAUCACUGCUAAACUGUUUUUAUAGGUUUAACUGCUCUUUAUGAAGCUGUGGGGAAUGUGAAAAUUGCACUUCUUUAAAAAUGUAAAACAGAUCAGAUGCAAUUUGGUCAUCCAUGUUUGACUAAUAUACUCCAUCUAAUCUUCACAUGCAAGGACUGAAUUAUUAAUUUUACACUGAGAUUAAGGUUAUUACAAAAAUUGUGGUUAUAGUUCAUAGAUUAGACAAAUAAUUUCUGACUUUAAACCAGACUUUUUGUGACUUUAGAGGUUGGUUUCAUUUUAUAAGGUUGUCGCAUGGAAAUAAUAAAUGUUUUUUUUUAUAUUGCUAUUGUUAAAUAAUGAUGUAGGAGUGUCAAGCCACAGAUAGCAAGCCAUAAUGUACAUAGGAAUGUAUCCUUCCUGUUUCAGAUUUUAGACAUUCUUUUUUUAAAUUGCCUUUCCUUUUGUUACAUAAAUUCACCUUAUUGCAACAUUAGUUGACCAUUUAUUUGAUCAAAGCAUGCUUAUAUGUCUCUAUUUUAUAUUCAUGACAUGCUUUUUUUUAUAAUGUAAAAACACAAAAGAGACAAAUAUGUGCCUCAGCAACAUUUUCACCAUCGACAGAGAGAAUGCUCACCUGAACAAUGCUGUCUUGCUAACAUUUAGGUCAGGGGCAAUUUUUUGCCCUGUGUUUAUUGCAUCAUUUUUAUCUAGUUCUGGGAUUAGUGUCACUCCAAUAUGCCACUGUUAGUGCAUGUGUGCUUGAUUUAGUAGAUGCACAAUGUUAUAUACAAAAAAAGCGCUUAAUCGCUCCUGGAAAGGAUGCUUUGAAAAUGACACACAUGCUUUACAACAUGUUUAUUUACUGUAAUUGACUUAUUUUCAGCCUGUUAUUAAACGCUGAUCUCUGUCUUCAA
Messenger RNA from Cyprinodon tularosa, 3357 nucleotides. It is a transcript of the gene lingo4b, whose product is annotated as leucine rich repeat and Ig domain containing 4b. The record is from RefSeq and is a predicted model, not a curated record. The transcript has 3 exons. The coding region runs from base 349 to 2163 and encodes 604 amino acids. NCBI's taxonomy places the organism in Eukaryota, Metazoa, Chordata, Actinopteri, Cyprinodontiformes, Cyprinodontidae. Gene Ontology annotation, molecular function: protein binding.